Messenger RNA from Plenodomus lingam JN3, 807 nucleotides. NCBI's taxonomy places the organism in Eukaryota, Fungi, Ascomycota, Dothideomycetes, Pleosporales, Leptosphaeriaceae. The record is from RefSeq and is a predicted model, not a curated record.
AUGGACCCUGAAACAAUUUACAACCAGGUUCACAACCGCUACAGCGCCUCAGCGCUUACCUCCACUUCUGGGAAUCGCGCAAAUGUACCGUACAUCCCCACAAGCUCGAACCUUGGCCUCAGCUGUGGUAAUCCACUAGCAAUCGCUAGCUUACAGGAGGGCGAGACCGUCAUCGAUCUAGGAUGUGAUGCAGGCUUCGAUGUCUUCCUCGCUGCAAAAAAUUGCUCGCCUCAGGUGUCUACUCGUUCCCAGCUGCGAGAGGCGAUGAGAAACAUUCAGUUGUCCAGACCCAGGCCUUGGCCAGGAACCUAUGCUGUGCACAAGCCAUUCAUGCUUUCUUCAUCGGCCCAGUAUGCUUUGAUUUCGACGAAUGCGAUGAAAUGUACCCAUAACACGUGGCCUCCAGUCGAGCCGGCUCCCAUACAAUCCGGUAAUGGACAAGAAUUGAAACAGAGGCAGGGAGGAAACGCUCUGGUUAAGCGAGAGCCUGACAACGGAGUCGCUGCAGACAAUCGUCAAAAGAGAGUAUUCAUUCAACUUGGAAAUAUCGACACCGGUGGUAAAAUAGGCCAUUGGACUCGUUCGGCUGCAGGUGUCAUGAUUUCAAUUGCUAGAACGGCUUUGUGCACCGUCACUGUCUAUGUUCAAAACUACGCUACAAACGCCGUGAUAUGGUACCUCAGAGACGUUACUACAGGAUACAAUAGUCAACAAUUCACUACCGCUCCUGGCACGACAUCAGAUGUUUACACAUUCCCCCAAGUGGUUGUCAAAGCUGGCGAUAAGUGUUCCAUUAUGUAUCAUUAG